GUCGCUCUGCCUCCACCGCGCGCUCACCACCCGGGCAACUUCCUAACUUUUUUUUUUUUUUUUUUUUUGGCACAAGACUGAGGUAGAGUGAGUGUAGUUUUAUCACUUUCCUUGGCAUUAUAUUCAUCUUUCAACAAUACUCUUCGCAAGAUUUGUCCUGGUUUUCUCCUCGGUCUGAACUUGGUUUUCAUCAGACCACACAAAACUCCCAGAUUGUUGCUUUAAAGAAACUUCCGGUCCAAAGUCUCGCUCCACGAUGCUGAUCAUCUUAUUCCUCAUCAUCCUCUUCCAUGUGGCUGCAGCUGCUCUGCUCUUUGUGGCCACGAUCUACAACGCGUGGUGGGUGGUGACACCUACUGGCCUCGAUGUGAUCUACACCGACCUGUGGUACUCCUGCAACAGCACGUGUAUCCCAGUGGAGAACAGCCACACGAGUAGUGCAGCCUUUCUGCAGACGGUCCAGGCCACCAUGAUCCUGGCCACCAUCUUGUGCUGCGUCAGCUUCUUCGUCUUCAUCCUGCAGCUCUUCCGACUCAAACAGGGAGAGAGAUUUGUUUUCACUGCUAUAAUCCAGCUCCUGGCCUGUUUGUGUGUAAUGAUCGGCGCUUCCGUCUACACCGCCCAAAAGGAGAGCUUCCAUGUCCCGAGUCUCCGGGACGGUUCCUACGGCGCGUCCUUCAUCCUGGCCUGGGUGGCGUUCCCGAUGACCCUUCUGAGCGGCCUCAUGUAUCUAGUACUGAGGAAACGCAAAUAGAACGAUACAAACGCAACAUAACACACGUAGGAAUACUUACAAGUCUUUCUUUAGCUUUUGAAUUGUGAGUCAGGAUUCUGCUGGUGCACUGCUGUCGCUGACGUAAACAAACUCGGCCUUGAAUAACUGAAUAUUGCAUAAGAACUUGCUAUGAAAUUGUUCAAAUGUGUCACUGUUGUUAUCAAAUUUAAUGUAAUAGGAUCGUUCAAAAUGAAGUAGAGCUGCAAGAUUAAUCAAAAUGAAAUCUAACCGAAAUCGCAGUUUGAAUGGACGCGAUUUUUAGCAAGUCUCAAACUGCAAAUACGGGAUUUUUUUUACAUUUCUGUGAAUACUCUGCACGUUUAACUGGGCGAUUGAUGUGUCAGAGGAGAAGCACUUGAUCUAAAAACUCCCGUACACUGUCUCACACAACGUGGCGUUUCGGUCGCUCUGAUGGUCCCGAUGCCCGUGUGAAUAAAAAUGAAUCAAAAGAGUGAGACAGUGUGCGGGACUUUCAGAUCAAGAGUUUUCUAAGCACCAAAAUUUCCUCCACAAACAACAAAAUAUCCCAGUUUAUUCUGCAUAAAAAUGGCUAACGCUAUAGUUUAGAUUUGUGUAGUUUAUGUAGUUGUCAGUUAUGUCAGUUUUGCUAAUAUUAGAACAUAAGCUUAUCUGAAAAAUCGCCAAAUUUCACACCUCUAAAAUGAAAUCCAUCGAUAGUCGCAAUCAAUUCCACACUGUAAUCUUAUUCCUUUAUUAUUCAUUUCUUGUUUUGUUACAUCCGUCUCUGCAUAUUUGAACUUUUUUCUAAUCUUUUCUUACCUGGCAACCUCAGCAUUCUCACUUCUCCAUAGGUAUUAACAUUUAAAAACUCAAUAAUUUAUCUAACUUCAACUAUUCUCCUGCCAUUUCUCCUCAUCUUUUCUUAAAACUCCAAUAUAAUCCGGUUUUAGCCCAGUUUAGUCCUGAUAUAGACUCGGUUUGGUCCUGUUUUAGCCCUGGGUUUGAUGUGUUUGUGCAAGUGUGAACGCAGCCUAAUUCAGCUACUGUUUUAGCCUCAUUUAAACUGUUCCAACCUGCCAGCUGAGGGCGCACUGAGUCAGUUUCCUCUGCGCUUUAAUACCUCCACAUAUCCAUUAAUUAUUUUUACUAAUUAAAAUACCAUAUCCAUCAUUUUAACGCCAUUAUUUCCAAACAUGGCUCCUCAUUUUUUUAGUCUUCAAAUAACAUUUUUCAGGUAAUUUUGUUUUAUUUUGGUCGUUUAUUCCAAUGCACUGACCCAAAAAUCACCUGUACGACAUCUAUCGUUCAUUAUGUUACAAAUUACCUCUUGCAAUAUUCUCACAAUUGCAAAACAUUUAAAGAACCAAAUUUUGUGAAGUCAUUUGUAAAUAUUUGCUGUGUCUGUAUCGUUUAGAUGAAUGUCGUUCUCUUUAGUUGUAGUUGUGGCUUUAUUUGUAGAAUUUGAACUUUCUUGUUACUGACUUUUGUGGGUUAUUUUUGUUAUUUUUGUUAUUUUAUUUUUUUUAAAUGAUGCCAAAGACACUGUGGCUUUUGGGACAACAACAUUGAAACAUGCAAUUUGAAGUGACCUUUGAAGGAACAUUGUUGUGUAACACCGAAUCUGUUUGACCACUGUAUUUUCAUGUGAUGGUGCAAGAAAAAAGUAUUUUGGUCUCACUUGAAGUAGAUGAUAACAUUGCAAAGGUAAUAUUUUCUAACUAAUGACAUUUUGUAGCAUAAUGCUGUGGGUUGUUGCAUUGUUGACAAUAGUUUUAUGUAAAAAUAAACUUCAUUUG
Periophthalmus magnuspinnatus is the source of this 2532-nucleotide messenger RNA. It is a transcript of the gene emp2, whose product is annotated as epithelial membrane protein 2. Lineage: Eukaryota; Metazoa; Chordata; Actinopteri; Gobiiformes; Gobiidae. Gene Ontology annotation, cellular component: plasma membrane. The record is from RefSeq and is a predicted model, not a curated record. The transcript is spliced from 5 exons. The coding region runs from base 257 to 754 and encodes 165 amino acids.